Molecule: messenger RNA, 1539 nt
Organism: Mercurialis annua (annual mercury)
Lineage: Eukaryota; Viridiplantae; Streptophyta; Magnoliopsida; Malpighiales; Euphorbiaceae
Exons: 3
Coding region: 1-1539 (512 amino acids)
Source: RefSeq, a predicted model, not a curated record
AUGAAUCCCAAGACUUUCGAGAAUUUUCUCAACGAUGGGAUGCAAGUAGAAGAGAUAGAGUUCGAGAAGAAACGCAACGCACCGAUAGGAGGUUAUCGGUCGAACUACCAGUCUGCAAACAAAAGCGUCAGUGUGAAUUUUGUACAAAGACAGGGUCCUGUGGGAAGAAAGUUCUCAGAAUUCCCCAUUCCUCUCAUGAAGGUCUUAGACAGAUUAAUGAAACAAGACCUCAUGCAACCUAGGCCACCUAGGAACCCGCCGAAUACGAAUUCGCCAAACUACAACCCUAAUGCUCAUUGUGAAUUUCAUCAAAAUCCAGGCCACCAUACUGAUUCUUACAUCACACUGAAGCAUGCCAUCCAAGACCUGAUAGACGAUGGAAGAAUCACUCACCCAUCAAUAGGACAACCUAGUACGCAGAAAAAUCUGCUGCCCAACUAUCAUGCAAUUCCCCCACCAAAGGGUGUGAAUACCAUAAACUCUGGAUUAACCUAUGAAGAGGUCAUGAAUUCCUUUGUUGAGACCGAUCCCGCCAAUAUUGAGAACCCCGUAGUAGCAGAGGCACCCCCGAUCGCUGGUCCUCUGACGGCUCUAUUUCGACAGUUGAAAUCACAAGGGUUAAUAGAUCAUCCCCCGCUGAACGGAAAGUUGUGCGAAUACCACAUGGAUUUUGGACAUUCUUCAGAGGAGUGCUUUGAAUUGAAAGAAGUUAUCAGAGCAUUGAUAGUAGAAGGAAAAAUCGACCCUUCCCUCCAAAUAAUGAAGAUCGACGAAGCCCACGGAAACCCCUCAGCGAUCAAACCAACCAGAUGGGGGCUAGAAUUCAAUUUUGAGGACCAGAUAACCACCGUUCCAGUAAAAUCAGCCGAAAUUCAGAGUACCAAGACAGUUAGGGCCAUCAAUGUUUGGUACAACUCAGAUGAAGACGAUGAUGAGGAGGACAUAGUAUUGAAGAAAGGCGCAGAAGCCAACUCAGAAUGCGUGAACAGGCUUGCCCCAAAGCAACCGGAGGAGACACGGGCUGACGAGUUACAAGAAAGCCAACCAGGAAAGACCACCUCAAAUCAGUCCAUCUGGGACUUGCUGAUACGCUCCAAAAAACACAGGAAGGCUAUGGUAUUAGCACUGGCGACAAUGACGAUCGAACCGGACGUAACCCCAGCGGUAAUGCUCAAAAUCCUGGGGGAACGCACCAACACUGAGAUGGUUGACGAUGGGUCUGUUAUCAACGUUUGUACUGCCCUGAUCCUCCCAAGGCUUGGGCUAACACCAGCAACACUGAAGCCGUCAGAAUUGGUCAUCAGGGCCUACGACGAGACCAAAAGAGGGGUGGAAGGAACUUUCAAGGCCUUGGUCAAAACAGGACCCAUCGAGGCAUGGGUAGAAUUAGUCGUGUUAGAUAUACCAGUUACAUUCUCACUGCUAUUGGGAAGACCAUGGUUUCAUGAAUUGGGAGGAGUACCCUCUACACUGCACCAGAAGAUAAAAUUCCCAUACAAAGGAGGGAUAGCCACCAUCGAAGGUGAAUCAGGAAAGUGA